Messenger RNA from Ipomoea nil (Japanese morning glory), 534 nucleotides. RefSeq names its product calcium-binding protein P-like. The record is from RefSeq and is a predicted model, not a curated record. Lineage: Eukaryota; Viridiplantae; Streptophyta; Magnoliopsida; Solanales; Convolvulaceae. The transcript has a single exon. Bases 1 to 534 code for a protein of 177 amino acids.
AUGUUUCCGUUCAUGCAUGAUCUCAACAACUACGACCAAGGUGACGCGACUAGCGACAACCAAGGUCAGAAUGUAGAUCUCAACCUGAACCUUUCACCACCACAUCCACCGGUUCAUCAACCAGCCCAGUAUCUGGUGCAGUAUGUCCAACCGGCGUAUCCUAUGGCUGGUCAACCGGGUUUUCCACCUCCCGGUCAGCAGAUGCCCUAUCCCGGGCAGUAUCCAUACCCAACACCUCCUCAGUCAUAUGGAUAUUGGCCCGGCCAACCGAUGUUCUACCCGUCACCAGCCGGAUAUCCUCAGUAUAUGCCUGCGUACACGGCUCCAGCCGCCGACCCUCCAGUAUACCCGACUGCACAGGUAGAGCCGGAGCAUCAACCCACUUCCCGGGCUAGACGCUCGCCUCGUUCGCGGUUGGGGUCGGGGGGUGCUGAUGCGAUGGAGGUACCACGGCAGGAUCCUCAAGCAGCAGCACAGAUGCCCGCCCGAGCGAAUGAUCCCGAGCAGGUGGAGCGGGAGGUUGCCUUUGAUUGA